This is a messenger RNA of Belonocnema kinseyi, 691 nucleotides long. RefSeq lists its product as uncharacterized. The transcript has 3 exons. The record is from RefSeq and is a predicted model, not a curated record. NCBI's taxonomy places the organism in Eukaryota, Metazoa, Arthropoda, Insecta, Hymenoptera, Cynipidae. Bases 75 to 482 code for a protein of 135 amino acids.
UUGGCCAGAAUUUUUUUAAAAAUUCAUCACUCAGAAAGAACUUUCAAUCGUAGUAUUCUUUUGAUUUCGCAAUAAUGAAUUUCGCCUUUGCUGCUCUUCUUCUCACCUCUGCGGUUUUUGUUGAACUAAGUUCAGCCACGUGUUUGUCUGGUAAUUGUGGCUCUUCAGGAGCUUCUGGAGCAGCUAACGCGCAGGCAUCAGCUAACGCGGCAGCUAAUGCUAAUGCGGCAGGAGGUGCUGGAGGAGCCGGAGGUUCCGGAGGUGCUGGAGGAGCCGGAGCUUCCGGAGGUGCUGGAGGUACCGGAUAUCCUUCAGGAAUUUAUCCAGGAGCUUCAGGUCCCACAGGAGCGGUAUCAGGAGCUUCAGGCUGGAAUGCUCAGUAUUCCAAUGGUGACCAACAAUCCCAGGCUUCACGAUAUGCUCAAGGAUCCGCUUCAGGAUGGCAAGCCCAGGGAGGACAAACUGGAUGCACUACCUGCUAAUCCUUGAAGAAAAUGUUGAACGAAUAAAAAUGGAUAAAUCGGCCAAUGGUUAAUUUAUAAAUUUCGGCAAGCAGGAAUUAACGAUCAACAGAAAUGAUUGAAGGUGAUCAAUUCCGCUCUUCUGGUUAUCACUGGUCGCCCAUUCGUGUCUGUUUUUUAAAAAUCGAUUAUCGAUUGACUGCUUUAACUGUUUUCGUUCCUUUCACAUU